Messenger RNA from Eptesicus fuscus (big brown bat), 1617 nucleotides. RefSeq names its product shisa family member 7 (gene SHISA7). Gene Ontology annotation, cellular component: dendritic spine membrane; postsynaptic density; AMPA glutamate receptor complex. The transcript is spliced from 4 exons. Gene Ontology annotation, biological process: regulation of short-term neuronal synaptic plasticity; regulation of AMPA receptor activity. Lineage: Eukaryota; Metazoa; Chordata; Mammalia; Chiroptera; Vespertilionidae. The coding region runs from base 1 to 1617 and encodes 538 amino acids. The record is from RefSeq and is a predicted model, not a curated record.
AUGCCGGCCCUCCUGCUCCUCGGGACCCUCCUGCUCCUGGCCUCAACCGCCGGCCAGGCCGGGGCGCGCCCGUCCAACGCCACGAGCGCAGAGCCCCCGGGCCCGCUGCCCGCGCUGCUGGCGCACCUGCGGCGCCUGACCGGGGCCUUGACGGGCGGCGGGGGCGCGGCGGGCGCGGGCGCCAAUGGCACGAAGACCGGCCCCGCGAGCGGCUCGGGCGCGGCGGCGCGGGCGCCCCCUCCGGCGGAGCUCUGCCACGGCUACUACGACGUCAUGGGCCAGUACGACGCCACCUUUAACUGCAGCACCGGCUCCUACCGCUUCUGCUGCGGCACCUGCCACUACCGCUUCUGCUGCGAGCACCGCCACAUGCGCCUGGCGCAGGCCUCCUGCUCCAACUACGACACGCCGCGCUGGGCCACCACGCCGCCGCCCAUGGCCGGGGGCGCCGGGGGCGCCGGGGGCGCGGGCGGGGGGCCCGGGCCCGGCCAGGCCGGGUGGCUGGAAGGGGGCCGGGCAGGGGGCAACGGGCUGCGUGGGGGCGAGGGCCCCGGGGGCAGCACGGCCUACGUAGUGUGCGGGGUCAUCAGCUUCGCCCUGGCCGUGGGCGUCGGAGCCAAAGUGGCCUUCAGCAAGGCGUCCCGUGCGCCCAGGGCGCACCGGGACAUCAACGUGCCCAGGGCGCUGGUGGACAUGCUGAGGCAUCAGGCGGGACCCGGGACCCGUCCGGACCGGGCACGCAGCAGCUCCUUGACCCCGGGGGUCGGGGGUCCCGACAGUAUGGGCCCGAGGACACCCAAGAACCUCUACAACACCAUGAAGCCCUCCAAUCUCGACUGGAGGGCCGCCCCACCGCCCAGCCCCAACUUGCAUUACUCCACGCUGUCCUGCUCUCGGUCUUUCCACAACCUCUCGCAUCUGCCCCCGUCCUAUGAGGCUGCAGUGAAAUCCGAACUCAACCGCUACUCCUCCCUCAAGAGGCUGGCCGAGAAGGACCUGGACGAGGCCUACCUGAAGCGCUGGCACCUGGGCGAGGGGCCCCGCGGGACGCUGCCCCUGCACACGCUGCGGCGCCCGGGCACCGGCGGCGGCUACCGCGCGGACGGCUGGGGCGGCCCCGAGGAGCUGGGCCUGGCGCCCGCGCCGCACCCGCGGCGGGUCAUGUCGCAGGAGCACCUGCUGGGCGACGGCGGCCGCUCGCGCUACGAGUUCACGCUGCCGCGCGCGCGCCUGGUGUCGCAGGAGCACCUGCUGCUGGCGUCCCCCGAGGCCCUGCGCCAGAGCCGCGAGCACCUGCUGUCGCCGCCGCGCAGCCCCGGGCUGCCCCCCGACGCCGCCGCCCGCGCCGGCCUGGCCGCCUCCCACUCCAACCUGCUGCUGGGCCCCGGCGGGCCCCCCACGCCGCUGCACGGGCUGCCGCCGCCCGGCCUGCACGCGCACCACCACCACCUGCACGCGGCGCAGCCCGCCUGGCUGGCGGACGCGGGCGGCGGGGGCACGCUGGCCGGCCGGCCGCCCUUCCAGCGCCAGGGCACGCUGGAGCAGCUGCAGUUCAUCCCCGGCCACCACCUGCCGCAGCACCUGCGCACCGCCAGCAAGAACGAGGUGACUGUCUGA